CCAACCCAUCCAUCAUCACCAAAAGAAAAGUGUGGGGACAAAAAUAAGAGGGUUUGCUCCUUUCUCUUGCUUUUCUCGCCGCUGGGACGGAAUCAACCAAACAAGAACCUAUUAUUUUUUGUUUAAUUUUUGUCUCACGACAUUAGAUUAGUUAAUCACUUAAUUUGCACAAUAAUAAACAAUUUCUUGUUAAUUAAAUCUUCUUCGAGUUCUUUUGGGAAAUCUUCUUCUAAUUCCAUUAUAAGUCGAAUUCCAAUUCAUAUAUACAAAUUUCGGGCUACUCGUAGGCUCUCUGUCUCUGCCUCUGUCUCUCUUCUUUUACCCACAACCAAAGAAUCCAAACGAUUCCGUCUCUCUCUUUCUCUGCUUAUCUCAGUUUGUUUUCUCUCCAGUGUGGCUUAAAUUGUACCAACGACCUGUUCAGCGAAUUACAAAGGCGUUGGGAAUUCGUAAAUAGAAGGGAGAGGGUACUGGUUCGCAGGGGCACUGGAACUUCUGCGAAGCUUGGCAUCCUCUCUCAUUAUCUAGCUUCCAUAACAUCCUGGAGAGGAAAGUUUGAUUGAUCAUAUUGCGGAAUCACUCGUCAAGUUUUUAUACUAAAGAAAGAGGUCGAAGCUGAAUAUGGGUGCUGUUUGUUGUUGUUUGCAUGAUGACAGCUUCGAAGAUUAUAUGAAUCCAAAUAAUCCUGUAUAUAGAAACUGCUUGUGCCUUAGUUGUUUUGUUCAAAACUUCUUAAAUGUGUAUGCCUCCUUAUUCCGUAGAGGGGAAGUGCAUUCUGUUCCAUCUUCCAUUCAGGGGUACCUUCAACCUUUAUGUACAGAGUACACUCCAGAGAACCCCAAGAUAAUGACAAAAUGUUCUCACCAUUUCCACCUUGGCUGCAUUUAUGAAUGGAUGGAGAGAAGUGACAGCUGCCCUGUUUGUGGGAAGGUGAUGGUAUUCGAUGAAACGACUUGAUCCUGGUUGGAAGGUUUAUGUCGUGGAGAUGAAACCAGCAACAACAGGAAAAAAAAGAAACUAAAGGAGACAUGUAGAAAUACUUUGUGAAUAUUCCAGGUUCCGUUUGUCAUAUUCGUAUAUAUAAGAAAGUGUUAUGAGUUGCUUUCCAAAUGUUCGUUUUUUCUUCUCAGGGAAAAGAGAGUUUUUUCCGUCCAUAUUUAUUACUUGUUAUAGUUUCCUGAGAACCGUUGUUUACAACUCUUACACGGGGAAAGAGAAGUUAAUGGAAUGAAACUGUUUGUAUC
Carica papaya (papaya) is the source of this 1244-nucleotide messenger RNA. NCBI's taxonomy places the organism in Eukaryota, Viridiplantae, Streptophyta, Magnoliopsida, Brassicales, Caricaceae. The record is from RefSeq and is a predicted model, not a curated record.